Messenger RNA from Cydia fagiglandana, 1329 nucleotides. Its product is annotated as putative nuclease HARBI1. The transcript has 7 exons. Bases 1 to 1095 code for a protein of 364 amino acids. Lineage: Eukaryota; Metazoa; Arthropoda; Insecta; Lepidoptera; Tortricidae. The record is from RefSeq and is a predicted model, not a curated record.
AUGGAUCGGGAGCGGCAGGAUACGGCGGGAUUAAUGGCCUUUUUUCUUUUAAUCAAUGAAGAGAUCCGGCAAAGGAAACUUCAGCGGAGGAGGUUGCGGGACGCUAACAACCCCUUCGAGUUGCCGGAUCAGGAAUUUCAGCAUUUAUACAGAAUAAAUAAGGAUAUGGGCCUGUACCUGAUUCGGCAGCUCGAAGGGACAUUGGGAGAGACCGCCGCUCACAGCAUCCCCGUCCAUGUCCAGGUUUUAUCAUCUGUGAUGUUCAUGGCUGCCGGGAGCUACCAGAGGGGUGUGGGCCAAGACCACAACCUUUGCAUGGCUCAGACAACCAUGUCCAAAUAUCUGGGCAGGGUCGUGGAUGCGAUCAACCGACAAUUGAAAAAUCGGUGGAUUGUUUUCCCUGGCACCGAGGCUGGAAGGCAAAAUGUGUCCGCCGGAUUCCGGGAAAAAUUCGGAGUCCCGGAUGUACUGGGGGCAGUGGAUUGCACGCAUGUGGCCAUAUUUCCACCGCCGCGGCCACAUGGCGUGCAAUUCAUAAAUAGAAAAGGAAUUCACACCCUAAAUGUGCAGUUGGUAGCAGACGUGGAUUGCAAAAUAUUAAAUGUUAAUGCGCAAUUCCCCGGCCGAGUGCAUGACACAUAUAUAUACCGCCAAUCAGUUAUUAGAGACGAAAUGCUUGAAUUACAUUACAAUAUUUAUUUGAUAUCUACAGUAGAUUCCGGCUACCCAUUAGAGCCCUGGCUGAUGACGCCGGUGUUGCACGCCGACCCACACUCGCCACAGGACCGCUACACGCGCUGGCACUGCCAGGCCCGGAACGUAGUGGAGCGCACCAACGGCUACCUCAAGGGUUCUUUGAGAUGCUUGGGGUUGGACAGGCGCCUCCACUACACGCCAGAAAAAUCCUGCAGCCUGAUUUAUGCGUGCUGCACCGUGUAUAACAUCAUGAAGUACUUUGGGGUCGAGUUGAGGGAAGAGGUAGCAGAGCCAAUCGAAGACGAAGAUAACUACGGCCAAAAUUUUGAUGACGCUGCGGCGCUUAUGCGCGUAGCAAACGAACGCCGAGAGCGAUUAAUUAUACAGUAUUUUUCUUAAGGAAAACUUUCAUUUCAGCUACAUUAUCUAAAACCUUACAUCAAGGGUAUAUCUAUGCAAAGUAAAACUAUACUUAAAUUGUACGCGCCUCUAUAUUAUUCUGUUUUUAGUAUUUGUUGUUUAGCUAAGUUUUUAGUGCUUACUGAGUGGAGACCAUUUCAGCCUCAGAUCUUUAUCAUUGAUAUGUCUCUUUGUGUUUUGUAUACUUCUUGUUUCACAUUUUAUGUUAUUUUU